CCCGAGCUGCAAGGGUGGGACUCCGCCCUGUGGGCGGGGCGUCUCCGGUGGACGGAACCCUUGACUGGCUCCCUCCUCCCGGAACUUCCUGGAUCCUGAGCGUGCAAGUGGCGUCACCUGGAGCGUGAGCAGCUGCGCGAGGAUAGCCGAGAAAUUCAUGUGGAGCCUCCUGUGGGCCAAGUGCUGGAGAUGUAGAGAAUUAGACACACGCUCUGCACUCAAACAGAAAAUCUGGUAGGGGCCCAAAGCAUGGAAAUAAUUUUAACAUAAGCAGCAACUUCAAGAAGAACCAAGAACAAUGGCCAAGAACAAACUAAGAGGGCAGAAGUCCAGGAAUGUAUUCCACAUAGCCAGCCAAAAAGGCUUUAAGGUUAAAAAUAAAGCAAAACCAGUUACCACUAAUCUUAAGAAGAUAAAGAUUGUGAAUGAUGAAAAAGUGAACAGAAUGAACAAAGCCUUUAUAGAUAUACAAAAGGAACUUGCACAUUUCUCAAGAGGCCUUUGCCUUGAACCUCUGCAGAAACAGCUGAUUCCUGAGCAGCGUCGCGAAGACAAACCAGUUAACGUUGAUGAAGCUACAAGAUUAAUGGCUCAGCUGUAAUACACCAGUCAUGCAGUAAAUUCCCCAAAUAGACCAAUAAAUUAAAUGUUUCAUACAAUUUUAUUUUUUAAAAUCUUGUUAAUGUACAGGCAUUGGCACAUUUUCCAAACAAACUACAUAAACAGGCUCUUUCCUAUAAUCUAGGAAAGUGGAAUGUCAGAAGUCAACAAAAUGUGAAAAACUUAAAGUGCUAAAACAGAAGGCACUUCACAAAAUCUGUUCACUGAAACAGUUAAUAUAUCCUAGUUUACACCCUUCACUUUAUAAGUGGCAGUGAAUCUCUGUUUGGUUUGGAGGACACACAGAAAUGUGGACAGACUCUUGGCAGUAAAAAUAUAAGACAGACAAAUGAUGAGCCCUUGGCCAACUUUUUUUUUUUUUUGAUGACCUUAAGUCUACUUUAACUUUCCUCUCAUAUGAGGAAAAAA
This is a messenger RNA of Vicugna pacos (alpaca), 1029 nucleotides long. It is a transcript of the gene RBIS, whose product is annotated as ribosomal biogenesis factor. The record is from RefSeq and is a predicted model, not a curated record. Gene Ontology annotation, cellular component: nucleolus. Gene Ontology annotation, biological process: ribosome biogenesis. Lineage: Eukaryota; Metazoa; Chordata; Mammalia; Artiodactyla; Camelidae.